GCACGUCAUUCUCUAUCCAACCGGGCUCAAGCGCAGCCGUACGUUCCCGCGCUUUUUUGACAUUUACAAUAAAAAAAAAGUGUAUUUACUUUUUUAAUUACAUAGUGCCUGUGUUGCAAGCCUGCAUAUAAUACGGACUAGCUGAAAAACAGAAAAUGCGCCCCCUAUUAUUGGUGCUGUUCGUGGUUGGUCUGAGCAGUGCGCGAUGGCUUCGCGGCGGUCGAUCCACAGCGCCCAAAGACACCAGCUUCGUAGGAGAAGCCACCAGUGAACUGUCCACUGCUAUCUUCCAGGGCUACAUCGAUGAUGACAAAAACAUCGCGUUCUCACCCCUCGGCUACUCUGCAAUCCUGGCUAUCCUCGCAGAAGGUGCUCGUGGUGAGACGAGGGAACAGCUGGUGUCCGCUUUACAUUUACCUCAGGACCCCAACCUUACAAGAAAGACAUAUCGCUUCAUAAUGGAAAGAUUGAAGAACAAUCACGAGUACAAAUACAACCAGCCUGAGUUGAAGAACUAUUUCUACAUUUACAAAAACUACACAAUUAACGAUGACUACAAAAAGAUUCUAGAAGACUACUACCUGACUGAAGUGAGGUCCGUUGAGCGUUACAACCCUGAACAGCACAUGCAUGAUGAUGAAGAAGACAAGGGUGAAUUCACAAUUGAAAUCUCUGACAAGACUCAAGAUAAUAAGAAUGAAGAAAUCCCUGAAAUGAUGCCUCCUAAAGAAACCGACGAGAAACUUAUCUCAUUUGCUGUUGAUGACAUUCCUGAGAAAGUAGACAUUUCCCACAUGGAUUACAAACCUGCAAAGAACAUUAAGGAAAAGAUCAAGCUUGUGAAGACUUUCCCUAAGAAGACUGAAUCGGAGGAUGAUGAGGAAACCAUGGUGGCUGUUGAGGCGAGGAACCACGCUAGGAGUCUUAAAACUCUGAAUGAGGUCCGCGAUGUUUCGUCCAGCCUUUCUGUAAACAGUGUGGGAAAGAAAUCAACAUCAAUCUCCGACUCCUUAAUGAUCAUCUUCAACGGCAUGUACUUCCGAGGCUCGUGGAAGACACCGUUUGACUUCGUCGAGCCUGGCGUGUUCUACAAGUCCAACACUGAGAAGAAGCAGGUCACCAUGAUGAAAGCCAGAGGCACCUACAAGACUGGGUCACUGCCUGAGCUUGAUGCGGAGGCUAUCAAGCUUCCUUAUGAUGGUGGUCGCUACGCCUUGCUGCUGGUGGUGCCCCGCACCCGCGACGGUCUGGCCCGCCUCACUGCAGACCUGCCCAUCACACCACUCUCCGACAUUCAAGAGAGCUUACAGGACGAACAACUGCAGAUUUCCAUUCCUACCUUCUCUGUGGAGACUACCACUAAGCCUGUCGCUGCGUUAGCUAAGUUUGGAGUGAGCAAUAUCUUCAGCCGCGACGCAGACCUGACCGGCGUGUCUUCAGACGAGGGUCUGUUUGUGCAGGAGCUGGUACAACAUGUGGCUGUGCGCGUUGACGAUGCCGACAGCUCUGCUUCUCAAAUUGCAGCCGCCAACCCGGUAAUUGAGAUGUCGAAGAACUUGCCUCUUGCGCCAUCCAAGCCUCUCCGCAAGUUCAACGUGGAACAUCCCUUCAUCUUCUACAUCCUCGACACUCUUGACAACCUAGUCGUAGUAGCUGGCAAGGUCAUUGACCCCGAGAAACCAUUCUCCAUCGAUGACGAGGUUCCCGUCUAAAGUCUGAAGUUUUAAGUCCUUACCGCCAUCUUUUGGUGUUUCUUUUUCAUACUCUGAAGAGUUGUCAACGUCUGCCUUCGGCAUUCUCGAGAGCCCACCCGUUUUACUCGUAUUUUGAUGUAUUUUUAUACCUUGCUGUGAGAUUUGUACAAGUUUCCAAUAAAAGACCAGAUGCAUUUGAUUAUGAAAAAGUACACAGCGUAGUUUGUAAGUUAGACUUAAGUUAUUAUUUAUUUUUUGUAAUGUUGUGAUAUGGUUAAGAUUAAAUUAUUUAUUUGAAUUGG
Messenger RNA from Helicoverpa zea (corn earworm), 1996 nucleotides. It is a transcript of the gene serpin-10, whose product is annotated as plasminogen activator inhibitor 2, macrophage. The coding region runs from base 156 to 1712 and encodes 518 amino acids. The transcript is spliced from 8 exons. The record is from RefSeq and is a predicted model, not a curated record. Gene Ontology annotation, molecular function: serine-type endopeptidase inhibitor activity. NCBI's taxonomy places the organism in Eukaryota, Metazoa, Arthropoda, Insecta, Lepidoptera, Noctuidae.